Messenger RNA from Vespula vulgaris, 3340 nucleotides. RefSeq names its product serine/threonine-protein kinase dyf-5. Gene Ontology annotation, biological process: cilium assembly; protein phosphorylation; intraciliary transport. NCBI's taxonomy places the organism in Eukaryota, Metazoa, Arthropoda, Insecta, Hymenoptera, Vespidae. The transcript is spliced from 10 exons. Gene Ontology annotation, molecular function: ATP binding; protein serine/threonine kinase activity. Gene Ontology annotation, cellular component: cilium; cytoplasm; nucleus. Bases 453 to 2207 code for a protein of 584 amino acids. The record is from RefSeq and is a predicted model, not a curated record.
AAUAUAUCUCGAUAAUCUCGAUAUUCUAUUAUAAUUAAAAAUUCUAAUAUCUAAAUAUCUAUCAUGUUCUAAUAUUAUACUGAUCGAAAUUAAAUUUUAAUUAAUGUUAAUAUAGAUUUUUUCAAAUAUUGUAAUAUGUUCGAAAAUGACUAACGUACAUGCGCAGUGAAAAGACCUUAAGUUAUUGGUUUGGAUGCCAUGUUGUCAUGGAAACGGAUAUAAGCAUGGCCGAUUAUACGACAGUUUACAAUUACCAGCCGUACAAGAAGGUAAUGAUUAAAUAUCUAACGAUAUCUCAUCGACAUUACAUGAUUUUUUUAGUGAUGUGAGAAAACAUGCGAGACUACUCGUGUUCAGUGCCGGACACGUGUACGGCCGUGCGGUUAGCGUGAUAGAUCUCAAGAUACUGAUUUUGAAGGUUACCUUUGUUGGUCGAAACGAGAAUUGGACGAAUGCGGAAGAAGAUGAAUCGGUAUAUAACCUUGAACCAACUUGGUGACGGUACCUUUGGUUCCGUUGUACUUGGCGAACGUAUCGACACUGGAGAAAAGGUCGCCAUAAAAAGAAUGAAAAGGAAAUACUAUUCUUGGGAGGAAGCCAUGAAUCUUCGAGAGGUCAAGUCCUUGAAGAAACUUAGCCACGCGAACGUUGUGAAAUUGAAGGAAGUUAUUCGAGAAAAUGACGUACUAUACUUUGUCUUCGAGUAUAUGAAGGAGAACUUGUAUCAAUUAAUGAAGGAUAGGGACAAGCUUUUUCCAGAACCGGUGAUCAGAAACAUGGUGUACCAAGUUUUACAAGGACUUGCCUUUAUGCACAAACACGGUUUUUUUCAUCGUGACAUGAAGCCAGAAAAUUUAUUAUGCAUGGGGCCGGAACUGGUAAAGAUAGCUGACUUUGGAUUAGCCCGGGAAAUACGGUCAAGGCCACCCUACACCGACUAUGUGUCGACUAGAUGGUAUAGAGCACCAGAAGUUUUGCUACAUUCGACGAACUAUAAUAGUCCAAUUGAUAUUUGGGCUGUUGGAUGUAUUAUGGCUGAACUUUACACAUUCAGACCUCUAUUUCCUGGCAAAAGUGAGAUAGACGAGAUAUUUAAAAUAUGUUCAGUCAUUGGGACACCGGAGAAAGAUGACUGGCCCGAAGGUUAUCAGUUAGCAUCAGCAAUGAAUUUUAAAUUUCCAAAUUUCACAAAAACGUCAUUAGCUGUACUGAUACCCAAUGCAAGUCAAGAAGCUGUGAUAUUGAUGGAAGAUAUGUUACAAUGGAAUCCUAUUAAAAGGCCAACGGCACAACAAUCUUUGAGGUAUCCGUAUUAUCAAAUUGGAAUUCAACGUGUGGUUAGCAGUAAAAAAAUUGGAGUAUCAUCGCAGAGAGAAUUGAUAAUGAACAAAGUCAAUCUUCCACCGCCGAUUCCAAAACAAUCAAAUUAUCAUCAGCAUGAAGAUAUAAUCAAUAACGUAGUACAAUCUAGAGUACAAGAGAAGAUUGUACAGCCACAGCAACAACCGGUAUUACCAUUAUUGAAUCAUAAUAAUCGUAAACGUGAAAACAACUCGUCUAAAUGGGACGAAGAUGAUUUCGCUGAUAUCUUAGGAAGCAAGAUAAUCCCAGAGAGCAUCGAAACAAAGCUACUGCCUGAUCGUGUUUACAAAGAAAAUCGUGCCAAUUGGAAUGCCAAUUAUGCCGAGGCUGAGAAUUUCAAGCAGACCAAUAUGAAUUGGUCAUUACCGGUUUGGAACGAGACGAUGCAAUUAAAGAAUUGGAAUCAACAAUCUCAAUCGGCUACGAAGAACACUAGGAAGGUCUCAGCUAAACAACAUUAUCUCAGCGUGGCUCGGUACGUCGCUGGCCAAACCACAAAUUUGUCGUCCAGAAACGGAGACACCGACUCGAAUCGAUCAAGAAUUACGAUGAACGGCAUGAUAGGUCCACCUAGUUCAGAAAAAUAUGAGGAAUACAAUGACAACUUUUGGGGACCCAGAGAGAACGUUGAGAAUCAAACAAGGCAGCAUUAUCUCCCAAGAAAUCGUUUCAUAGCCGAGCAAAACUCAAGAAUGCCUUAUCCCAGUGUUUAUGGUACGCAUAAUAUCAAACAACCAAAUAAAUCAGCUCUACAAACGAAUCUCUUUGGAAGUGUCUUGAAUGUUCGUGGAAGUGGCGGUGGACUCCAUGGUCGAACUGAUUGGGCUGCUAAAUAUCUCAAAUGACCACGUUACAAUUCCUCCUAAAAUGAAAGAUUUAGUUUCUAUCGAUACUUACCUUAAUCUGUGAUAGAAUGAUUCCAAUCGUUCCAACAAUUUUGCAUUUUGCAUAAUCGUUCGUUUUAGAAAAGUAGAUUUCUAUUUUGUAGUAUUAGAUUUACCCUAAUGCUGUUUUGUUUUUUUUUAAUUUUUUUUAUUUUUAAUAUUUUUUCUUUUUUUCCCUAUUUCCUUCUCUUUUUUCUUUUUUCUUUUGUUUUCUCAAUCGAUUAUUAAUACCAAUAAGGUAAGAGAAAAGAGAAAAAAGAAAGAAAGAAAGAAAUGAAAAAUGAAUUCGAUAUUCAUUAUUCGAAUAUUUUUUUGGAUAAUAUUCUAAUAAUAUUUAGAAAAAGCAAUGAAUGGAACGUGUGCGUGAUCGUUUAUUGUUCAUGAAUAUAAAUGAAGCUAAGAAAAGUUAGCAGUCAUAUUAUCAUAUUAAAUGUCAUAAUAUAUAUAUAUAUAUAUAUAUAUAUAUAUAUAUAUAUAUAUAUAUAUAUUAUAUAAAUAUAUAUGCGAAUUUCAGAGCCAACAGGAUGAUAGAAAAUACUAACGUAAUCUUCUUAAUAUUAUAUGAAAAUAAUUUAAGUAUGUAUAUAUGUGUGUAUAUAUAUAUAUAUAUAUAUAUAUAUAUAUAUAUAUAUAUAUACACACAUAGUCACACACAUUUAUUAUUUGUACAUAGUAACAUUAUCGCAACAUUGAGUAAUAUCUUUUCAAACAAUUUGAAAUAAUUUUCUCUCUUGCAAAUUUUUGUUAAUGCAUAAUAUAAUAUGAAUGAUUCAUGAAUGAUUCAUGUUGAUCUUUUUCUUUCUUUUUUUAAAUUUAUUUAUUCGAUCUAAUGACAGAAUAAUAUACUCAAUGUCGCAUUCGAUACAAUAAAUAUACGGAAGUAGAUUAUAAUAACAAAGAAAAAGAAAAUAAUAAUAAUAAUUAUUAUUAUAAUAGUAAUAAUAAUAAUAAUAACAACAACAACAACAACAACAACAACAACAACAACAACAACAACAACAACAACAACAACAACAACAAUAAUAAUAAUAAUAAUAAUAAUAAUAAUAAUAAUAAUAAUAAUAAUAAUAUAAUAUAUAACAAUAAAGAAGAAA